Messenger RNA from Trichoderma harzianum CBS 226.95, 1131 nucleotides. RefSeq lists its product as hypothetical. Lineage: Eukaryota; Fungi; Ascomycota; Sordariomycetes; Hypocreales; Hypocreaceae. The coding region runs from base 1 to 1131 and encodes 376 amino acids. The record is from RefSeq and is a predicted model, not a curated record. The transcript has 3 exons.
AUGGCUGACGAGAAGCCGUCGGUCCUAAUCAUUGGGGGCUUGGGCUAUAUCGGCCGCUUCCUCGCCCAGCACAUCCACCAGAACAAUCUUGCCUCAGAAGUCCGCCUUGUCGACAAGGUGCUGCCCCAGCUCGCUUGGCUGGCACCCGAGUUUUCGGAAGCUUGCGCCCAGAGCAAGUUCAUGCAGGCCGAUGCUAGCAAGCCGGAGGCUCUAGUUAAAGUGUUCGAUCGACCCGAUGGCAAGCAGUGGGACUAUGUCUUCAACUGCGGUGGAGAGACGAGAUAUUCCCAGGAAGACGAGGUCUACAAGUUGAGGUCUUUGGAUCUUUCCAUUGCCGUUGCCGAGGAAGCUGCCAAACGCAAGGUCAAGGCGUUUAUCGAACUAAGCACAGGCAUGGUGUACAAGUCGGAUUCGUCACCGAGCAAAGAAGGGGAUAAGCUGAAGCCGUGGAGCAAGAUUGCCGUUUUCAAACUGCAGGCAGAGGAGGCAUUGGCUAAAAUUGAAGGGCUUAACCUCGCGGUUGUCCGUCUCCCCCAUGUGUACGGCCCUUAUGCUUCUCAGUGGGUUGCGACAGCACUCUGCAUGGCCCGCGUCUAUCAGCAUCUCGAAGGGGAAAUGAAGUGGCUGUGGACCAAGGACCUGCGAACUAACACAGCGCACAUCCACGAUGUAGUCCGAGCCCUUUGGGACACUGCUACCUGGUAUGACGCCGGCAAGGCCAAAUGGAACGAGAGCGAGAUGGGCAAGGUGCCCAUAUUCAACGUGGUGGACAAGGGCGCCACUACGCAAGGAACCAUGGCUGACAUUAUCGGCGAAAUCUUCAAAAUCGAGACGGGCUUCCAAGGACAGUUGAUCAGCACCUUUGCGAGAAUGAACCUUGACAGCGUCGUGGAUGAUGUUAAUGACGAGAUUCUUGGCCCCUGGGCCGAUCUGCUAUCCGACGCCGGCAUUACACGACCAGGUCCCCUGACGCCAUUCAUGGAGAAGGAACUCCUCAAAGAUACCGACCUCAGCAUGGAUGGCAGCAGGCUGGAGGAAAUCUUGGGCUUCAAGUACGAGAAGCCAGUCAUCACAAAAGAGCUUAUCGAAGAAGUCAUUGAGAGCUACAAGCAGAUGAAAUGGUGGCCAUGA